AUGGGCUGGGAACCAUUCAAGAUCACUUACACCAGCGAUUAUUUCCAAGAACUUUAUGAGCUAGCAGUGGAGCUUAUACGACGGGGUCAUGCUUAUGUUGAUCACCAGACACCUGAAGAGAUAAAAGAGUACAGGGAGAAAAAGAUGAACAGUCCUUGGAGAGAUAGACCAAUCACAGAAUCAUUAAAGCUGGUUGAUGAAAUGAAACAAGGCAUGAUAGAGGAAGGAAAGGCAACACUUAGGAUGAAACAGGACAUGCAGAGUGACAAUUGCAAUAUGUACGACCUCAUUGCAUAUCGUAUCAAGUUUACUCCUCACCCUCACGCAGGAGACAAGUGGUGUAUCUAUCCAAGUUAUGAUUAUGCUCAUUGCAUUGUGGAUUUGAUUGAAAAUAUAACACAUUCACUGUGCACACUUGAGUUUGAGACACGGCGUGCUUCAUACUACUGGUUACUGGAUGCACUGAGCCUUUACCAACCUCAUGUAUGGGAAUACUCUCGUCUGAAUGUCACCAACACAGUGAUGUCUAAUGUAAGUUGAAUUGUCUUGUUACAGAAAAGUGGGUUGAUAGUUGGGAUGAUCCAU
This is a messenger RNA of Ilex paraguariensis (yerba mate), 585 nucleotides long. The record is from the annotation of a GenBank genome assembly. NCBI's taxonomy places the organism in Eukaryota, Viridiplantae, Streptophyta, Magnoliopsida, Aquifoliales, Aquifoliaceae.